Molecule: messenger RNA, 489 nt
Organism: Trichoderma virens Gv29-8
Lineage: Eukaryota; Fungi; Ascomycota; Sordariomycetes; Hypocreales; Hypocreaceae
Exons: 1
Coding region: 1-489 (162 amino acids)
Source: RefSeq, a predicted model, not a curated record
AUGGGUUGCAUCACAGAGAUCCUCGCUAGACAAGCGGCAAUUGACGUCGUGCUGCGAUACGCAGACGCCCUAGAUCGUGCCGACGAAAACCUAUUCGAAUUUUGUUUCGCUGAGGAUGCUACAAUCGACCUCAGCCCGUUUUCAGUCCUUGGGAUGGACUACAAGCCGAUUCAAGGACGUAAAGAGAUUACCAGCGCUUGCAUGAGUGCAGUCGGCACGACUAUGGAAACCACUCACUCCUUGACUAAUUUCUUGGUUAAGUUGAAUGAGCAAAACACUGCCGCUAGUAUCACUUGCUACUCAGAAUCUCAACACAUCAAGAUAGGACAGGCUUUUCACUCCGACUCCCAGGAUAGCUCUCUGAUAGUCAAGUGUCGAUAUGAAGCAACGGUUGCUCAACAGGGGUCCGAGUGGAAGAUUGAAAGUUUGAAGGUAGUCCCACUAUGGAGCAGGGGCAGCAUGACGGUUUUUCAGCCAGCAACGGAAUGA